AUGCGAGUUUCUAGGCUCCUUUAUGACAUUCUACUCUGGCAGUCUUUGCUACCUCGCGACCGGCGCAAUCGCUCGGCCCUAAGACGACCACCCUCCUUUUCAUCGCCUCUUCUGACCCGCUGCGAUCUCUUUGAACCAGAGGAGCUAGAGCAAGCAGGCCAAUGCGAUAUAAAAGGUCUUAAAAGUCCUUUACUCUCUUCAUCAGCUCCUGUGAGGCCUCCAGCUCCUCUUGCUCGGCAUUCAGACCAUCGGCACUGGUUCUUCAGCGAUUUGGCUCCUUUGGCAAGCAUCUAUGCCCAUCCAGAUGCCACACGCCGAGCUCUUGAGUUGGACGCGGCUACCGCCUCGGCCUCAGCCUUAGCCAAUGCUUAUUGCUAUAACCACCAUAAGGCCGAUCGAUAUGGUUACCAAAGAUGCAGGCCACCAACAGGUUGGCCUCCCGGAGCUCCACCACUCUAUGCCGGCCUUGAGGGCUUGCAUAACUGGUACCAACGAGCAAACCGUAUUCCAUAUCAGAUGGAUUACGCUCCUGCCUCUUGUAGCUUGGAGCGUUUAAGGCGCAGAGGCCAAGAAUGUGAAGAAUCGGGUCUACGCGACAAUCCACGCGGGUGGAGACUUCACUUGAGGGGUAGUGGGCUUCACUUUCGACCAAUGUAUUACCAGGAUAGCGACGGAGAAACUGUGGAUGAUGCUGAUGAUGAGGCUGAUGAAGAAGCGGAAACAGAAUUUGCCACGGCUAUGACAGGUAGCAAUGAAGCUGGAGAGGGGAGGUCAUUGAGUGAUUUGGAAACCGGUUCUACAUUCAAAUGGCCGCAUUUGGAUGAAGAUUGUUACGAUGAAGAGAAAUACAGAGAAGAAGUCUUUGACCAUGACUUCUCAAGUGAUGAAGAAAGGAUAUCUGAAUCGACACAUUUCCGGUACUGGCCUACAGAGGCUAAUGUCUCUCGGCAUCGCAGGCUUAGUCGUCAGCGUAAUAUGCGUAACAAGGGACGAUCCCGUUUCUCACGCUUUGGUAUCAACACACCUGAUGCUGAUCCCAAUGCCACCGGUAGGUCUACGUGCAUUCUGUCAAUAUAA
This is a messenger RNA of Protopolystoma xenopodis, 1077 nucleotides long. The record is from the annotation of a GenBank genome assembly. NCBI's taxonomy places the organism in Eukaryota, Metazoa, Platyhelminthes, Monogenea, Polystomatidea, Polystomatidae.